Messenger RNA from Chara braunii, 3842 nucleotides. The record is from the annotation of a GenBank genome assembly. Lineage: Eukaryota; Viridiplantae; Streptophyta; Charophyceae; Charales; Characeae.
GGUGGCGGGAGGAGGGGUGGGAGGGUGCUGGCAGGAUUGAGGAGUGAGUGGGGCAGGGUAAAAAGGGGAGGAAAGAAUUUGGGAGUGCGAGGAUAGCUUAAAGAAAGGGGACAUGGUGAAGAUGGAAGAAGAUUAUGAUAGCGAAGAGGGGUGUUUGCGAUCCUGCUCAAGGACGGUGCCCGCGUCGUCUUCUCCUGGUGGAUGCGGUUUUGAAUCUGGCUUUGGAAUGCGUUUUUCCUCGAGGAUUACGGAUCAUCAAGAAGCGUCUAGAUCGGAUCGAAAUGGUGGAGAUGUUGUUGCCACUUCAUCUGUCGAAGAUAGGCCAGGUCGAGGUUUCACAGCACUAUCUCCAGGAGGUGAAGGAGGAGGAGUUGGGGGGGGAAGCAAUUCACCCUUAAGUGGUCUGAAGCCUUCGUUUGCAGCAGCCGCAGUAGGAGCAGCAGGAGCAGCAGGAGCAGCAGGAGCAGCAGGAGCAGCAGGAGCAGCAGGAGGGGGAGGGAAUUCUCCAUUUGGUGGCUUGAAGCCUUCGUUUGGAACAGCUGCAGGAGGAGCAGGACCAGCAGCAGUAGCAGCAGUAGGGGUAGGAGUAAGAGGAGAGGGAGGGGGGGGUAAUUCUCCAUUGAGUGGUCUGAAGUCUUCAUUUGGAGCCGCUGCAGCAUUAGGAGGAGGAGGAGGAGGAGGAGGAGGAGGAGGAGGAGCGAAUUCAGCAUUCGGUGGACUGAAGCCUUCGUUUGCCACCCCACUAUUUUCUUCUUUCGGUACCUCCACGGCCAUCGAGGAGGAGAGAGGUUCCCGAUUGCCAGACGUGUGGAGCAGACGGUUUGUCAAUUUCCAGUCUUUGGCGGAUGGACUUCAGGCCUUACAGAGUCCGAUCUUGCUGGAACCAUUUUUCAGGAGGUGGGCCGAGGUGACAACAGCCAUUGAGGUUUCGUGCAGUGGUUUGGACACUGUGCUUGCCAAGGAGGUUAUCCGCAGUCGAAAAAUUACCGUGCUUCUUUAUGGGGAAACAGGGGCGGGGAAAACUACUCUGCUUCGUGCGAUAUCUGGAGAGGAUACCCUAAAAGUCAGCGCAACAGGGCCCGGAACGACACGGGAAGUGGUCGUACGUCUACCUUGUGGGAUUCGAAUGGUAGACACUCCUGGUUUUCGAGUGCCGCUUGUGCUUGGCAAACCUCGUCCCACAAAUACUCAAGGAAACGACUAUGUCGGGUUGUCCCUACAAUGGGUGCGCGAGUUUAUAUCAUGGAAGACAAUGCUUCGAGAACUGGCAUCUCGGCUUGGCUCGCAAGAUCCUGAGCACCGGCCAUUUGCACUUAUCUACUGCCACCGAACUGGACACCGGAUUAUCAGAGAGCGCAUCAUAGAAAUUUUGCGACUGCCACAUCAACGGCUGGUGCCAGUAUUUGUCGCUCUUACCGAUGUUUGUAACGCCGAUGACAGAGAUAUUUCCUCGAUCAGGAAAGAGUGGCAAUCUAUCCUUGAGGAGGUUGGCCCGAACGCCAAGGGGGCCAAAAUACAGAUCGUCGAAGUGAAUUCUCAUCCGAAGACCGUCCAGGGCCAUACCCAUUGGCGAUCCGGCAUCUGUAGCCUUAUCUCUGCUCUUUUGAAUGCUUUGGACCCUCUAGAUGCCAUAACGUUCAUUCGCAAUCGAGGGUUUUUUUCAAACCCUUCUUCUAGCUCGAGAAAGCGGCCUCGGCGAGCAUUGCCAGAGCGUGAGCUAGAAGACGAGGAUGGAUGCGAAGAGGAUGCUGCCAGUGGGUUGAUUAGGGGGCAAGCAUAUUCUGCCAACUUUUCCCUUCUCGGAAGUGUACACCAUACCCUGGAGCAUGGAAGCUUUGCUUCACUUGGCAAAAUCUAUUUAGGCGACAACGAGGACGAACAGCUGGACGAACAUGUGGGAUGUUCUGUCACAGCUUCUGAUUGUGCAGUUGCUGCUGAUGUCGAUUCGGCAAGUACCAAGCUGAGGGUGAAUGAGGUGUAUGGCGGGUGGCUCCUCCCCAAGGUACCGAAUCUGCUUACUUCAAGAUGGUUGAUCAAGUGUAUGAUGAUGACUGCACCCACUAGUGAGCAGAUCAUCACAGCUCUGACAGGCAGAGCUUGCCAUGCUGCUUCUUUCAGUCAUCAAAAUAUGCCAGAGCUGCUCGUCCACCUCCAAAGCAAGCUUGAUGAGCUCCAACGCUUGAAGAAACGCUUGAAGCACUCGUUCUACAACAAGGUACACCUAGCUUGAGUGCCAUGCAUCUUUCUUCAGUGAUGAAGACGCCGCAGCUCGACUCCAACACCUGGAAGGGUCGGUCCAGAAAUGGUUCUCCAUUCGUUCUACGACAAGGUAUGCCGAGCGUGAUUGCCAUGCUUCUUCUUUCAGCGAUGAAGACGCUGGAGCUGCGCAUCCACCUCCAACGCAAGCUUGAUGAGCUCCAACGCUUGACCGUCCAGAAGUGGUGCUGCGCUCAUUCCACAACGAGGUACGCCUAGCUUGAUCGUUAAUUCAAUUCGCCAAGGUGUACAGGUAGAACUGUUUGCAAAUUGCGUAUUGCUAUACCUAUAUGGUAUCUCAAGUUAACUCCACUGCAACCCUGCAACCCUUCCAGCUCUUUCCUCUUCCGGUGCUUGCUUGUCUGGCUUUGGCACAGUGCAACCCAUGGAGUCUGGAACGUGUAGGUGGUACAGGGAGGAUGAUGAGCUCCGUGGAACAGGAUCAGGAUAUUGGAUUAGUCUUCAGGAAUGGGUAGUGCUUGGGGCUGAAGACUUGUGCAUCAUGUCGAACACUCGAUGAAAGCGGCGACGGGGUGGUGGUAAUCGCUUUGAGGUUUGCCUUCUCCUGGGUUGUUCUGAGGCCAUACUCACACUUGGAAUCUAGCCAUAAUGGUGGUCCUAGGGUGAGUACGCCCUGGCCUGCUCAGCUUCGUCGUCCGCUAGCCUGUUCAGUGCAAGGGUGGUCAGCUCUGAAGGAAUUUGACCUAGCAAGGGCGGCAGGCCUCAGUAGAUGAUGUUGAGAGGACAUGUCAACUUCGAAGGACUUGUAAAGGGAACACACGAAAGGAAGGACUUUCGACUUGCGCCAAGGGGACGAAUUUACACCUGCAGGCGCUCGCUUGGGGUGCGCGGCAAAUGAUGAACGAAUGCAAGCGUCAGGUAAAGUAUUCUAAUAACUGUGGUGGAUUGCAUCGGAUGUGUGGCAACGCAAUUCCUGUUCAAUCGUGAACGAAGCAUGGUGUGCCUACAUUUGUUCUAUACUAUCUAUAGUCUUGUGAAUGGCUCCUGCCGGAGCAGCGAAUCCGCUAGAGAGCCUGGCUCCUGCUGGGCCAGCAAAAGAGUCAAGCUCCAGUCUCUCUUCUGCCAAUCUCUCUUCUGCCAAUAAUUGCCACUUUUGACCAACUCCUUGCUGUGCCAGGAAGGUGAUGCAAGUUCGCACAUCGCUCAUCUCAGGUUGCAGAAUUUGAUCCAGAUUCACUCUAGAAUCCCAUUCGAAUUCGCUCUAGAAUUCCAUCCAGAUACGCUCUAGAAUUCCUUGCUACAUUCUGACACGUCGGUGUGGGCUGUAGUUUUCUCUUGUGACUGAUCCCUGUAUCAUCCAGUGCAAGUGGGUCUGCCCUGAACCUAUCCGGUUGGGCCCGAUAGGUCCAUGUUAGGUCCACGUUUGACCCAUUUUCUCCGUGUACCAUGUCGGUUGGAUGUUGUUGUCGUGAUGACCUUAUUAUAUAGCAUUAUUAAACCGCCACUACCUUUCAGAGGCGAAGGCUAAGUCGUAAAUAUAACCUAUACCGCAUUCUUCCAGGGGCCGGGCGCCAGGGGACCAUAAUGGCUGGCGGCGCCAGCCAGAACAAAAGAAACACCAUCCC